Drosophila melanogaster (fruit fly) is the source of this 1227-nucleotide messenger RNA. It is a transcript of the gene Dhps, whose product is annotated as deoxyhypusine synthase. The coding region runs from base 86 to 1192 and encodes 368 amino acids. NCBI's taxonomy places the organism in Eukaryota, Metazoa, Arthropoda, Insecta, Diptera, Drosophilidae. Gene Ontology annotation, molecular function: deoxyhypusine synthase activity. The record is from RefSeq and is marked reviewed. Gene Ontology annotation, biological process: peptidyl-hypusine biosynthetic process. The transcript has 2 exons.
CUGCCUUAACCAGCACAUGUUGAUUAAUGCAUUACGAUUGGGCUCCCCUUGAGCUGUUUAUUUUGAAUUUCAACAAUUUCUGAUUAUGUCGACGGAGCCAUCGGUGGCCAAGGAUGCUGUGCUGAAGCGCAGCGAGGCUCUGGCGGAAAACACGCCCCAAGUUAGUGGCUACGAUUUCAACGAAGGCUUAGACUACAGUAAGCUCUUCGAAUCCUAUGUGAACACCGGGUUUCAGGCCACGAAUCUUGGCCUGGCCAUUCGGGAAAUUAACAGAAUGCUGGAUUGCAGGGACCAGCCAUUGGAAGCGGACCAAAUAGACAGCCAUGAAACAGACGACUUCAUCCGUCGAAGAAGCAAGUGCACCGUAUUUUUGGGCUACACAUCCAACUUGGUUUCGUCCGGACUGCGAGAGACCAUUCGCUUUCUGGCCGAGCACCGUAUGAUCGACUGCAUUGUGACCACAGCUGGCGGCGUCGAGGAGGACUUCAUCAAGUGCUUGGCUCCCACGUUCAUGGGUUCAUUUGAGCUGAGUGGCAGGGAUCUCCGCGAGCGUGGAAUCAACAGAAUUGGCAACCUUCUGGUGCCGAACGAUAAUUACUGUAAGUUCGAGGACUGGGUGAUGCCGCUGCUGGACGAGAUGCUGGAGGAGCAAAAAUCCCAGGGAACUAUCUGGUCGCCGUCGAAGAUUAUUCAUCGGUUGGGCGAACGGAUUGGCGAUCCUAGUUCCAUUUACUAUUGGGCUGCCAAGAAUCAAAUACCAGUCUUUUGUCCCGCCUUGACGGAUGGCAGUCUGGGCGACAUGAUGUACUUUCACUCCUUUCGACAACCUGGACUCGUGGUGGACAUUCUGUCCGAUCUGCGGAGGCUCAACACCAUGGCUGUCAAGGCGGUCAACAGCGGGAUGAUCAUCGUGGGCGGCGGCGUUAUCAAGCAUCACAUUUGUAAUGCCAAUCUGAUGCGCAAUGGAGCGGAUUACUCAGUGUUCAUUAAUACUGCCUCGGAGUUUGACGGCAGCGAUAGCGGCGCUCGACCGGAUGAGGCUAUAUCGUGGGGCAAGAUCAGGAAGGAUGCCACCCCUGUUAAGGUGUAUGCCGAGGCUAGCUUGGUCUUUCCGUUGAUUGUGGGUGAAACAUUCGCCAAGCGGCAUCACUGCGCCGGCAAAGAGCUGCCCCGAGAGACUAACCAAGUGUAAAUAUAUACGAGAAAAUAAGGACAACGCAAUCAACG